Molecule: messenger RNA, 4651 nt
Organism: Limulus polyphemus (Atlantic horseshoe crab)
Lineage: Eukaryota; Metazoa; Arthropoda; Merostomata; Xiphosura; Limulidae
Product: protein held out wings-like
Exons: 9
Coding region: 140-1156 (338 amino acids)
Biological process (GO): regulation of mRNA splicing, via spliceosome
Cellular component (GO): nucleus
Molecular function (GO): mRNA binding
Source: RefSeq, a predicted model, not a curated record
GUAAGUGAUAUUCUGAGAAGGACGUGAAUAUAUCGGGAAUACGUGUGAUUUAGGCCUAUGUUGUCGUGUUUGAUUAGAAAAUUUAGUAAUAAUAUUAAUUUUGUAUAUCGUUAAAUUAAAAUAUUUCAGAGUUGUGAAAAUGAGUGAGCAUUUCAUUGAUAACCCUCAGAAUGUAGCAGACUAUUUAUCGCAACUAUUUAAAGAUAAAACUAAACUUGCAGCGUUUCCAAACAUGUUUGUCCAUUUACAAAGACUUCUUGAUGAUGAAAUUGCUAAGGUUAGAAGCUCCUUACUUCAAAAGAAUGGAGCCAAGAAAGAACCUUUGCUGUUGCCUCAUCCAGAAGGAGAAAUUGUUACUCUUCAAGAAAAAGUCUUUGUCCCAGUGAAGGAGUACCCUGAAUACAACUUUGUUGGACGUAUUCUGGGGCCUAAAGGUUUGACAACCAAGUUGUUAGAACAGGAAACAGGUUGCAAGAUUAUGGUAAGAGGAAAAGGUUCUACAAGGGAUAAGAAGAAGGAAGAACAGUCUAAAGGAAAACCCAACUAUGAACACCUUACUGAAGAUCUACAUGUUUUAAUCCAAGUAGAGGACACUCGAAAUCGAGCCACUCUAAAAAUAGAACAUGCUAAGAAUGAAGUAAAGAAACUUCUAAUUCCAGUGACUGAAGGAGAAGAUGAAUUAAAGAAAAGGCAGCUUAUGGAGCUAGCUAUCAUCAGAGGCACUUACAGAGAGAGUGGGACAAAAGUUACUAAGUCAGAAAUUCCUCAGUUAAUGGCUCCACCAAUAACACUGGGAGCCCCUCUUCGCAUACCUAACCCAAUCGGAGCACCUUUAAUCCUUUCUCCUCGACAUCCAGUGCCAACAUCUAAUUCUUUGGUGAAUGGAAGUGUUCCUACUCAACUUAUCAACCCUGCAGGUGGAGGCCUCAUCUACUCUCCUUACACAGAUUACCAGUAUGCUGCACUUACAUCACCCUUCUUAGCUCAGUAUCCAGGGCUUGACCAUUCUGCUGCUGCAACUGUAUUGCAGGGAUUAGGAAUGUUGACCAUGCAUAAUUAUCAAGGAAGUCAAGGCACAUUGGGUGGUGUGGCAAAGCAGCGAAGACUCUUGGGGAUCAGAGAUCAUCCGUACACACGAACUGGAUCUCUUUCAUAAAAUUUGGCCAAGUUUCACCACACCACUACUCCAUGACUUGAUCACCAAGACUAACACUCUUUCACCUGAUGCUUUCAAGCAAGACAAACAACUUCCAGCCAAAUCACCAGCCAGUUUAGCACAGUUAGUGAGCCAUAUCUUCUUUUGAUUUAACUUUCAAGAUCUCCACUAACAACUUUCAAUAUUUGAUGUCCUUUGCCAACUAGGAAAAACCCAUCCUUCAGGUUGCUCAUCCAGGGCAGUAACUUGAUUGGUUUUUUUGUUUGUAUUUUCUGUAUGUGUUAGGCUGUGUGCUGAAACUUCAGCUCAGUACCGUUAUUCAACAGUGUAGUUGUUCCUUCUACUUACAAUAGAUAAAUUCUAAGACUAUGUUAACAGCAUCAGUUUCUUUCUCGUAAACUAACUUACACUUUUUGGAAAAGAGUGCUGUGGACAAUUGUAAGUAGGACUGUGUUGGGAUCCUUUUGGGAAUUAAUGUGAAAUUCCUUAAAAUUUCAGUUUUUAUAAAACUAAAUUCUUAAUUUAAAAAAUCAUGAAAUUGGAUAUUUGUGCUAAAGUAUAAUUUUUUUUUUUGAUGAAUCUUCACUCAGUGCAAAAAAAUGAAAAAAGUAUUACAUUAUAUUGUUAGCAUUUGUUGUAAUCUUUAGACCUAGUUUAUCAUACUAUUACUUUUUAAGUUCCUAAAUACAGAAUCCUGGGUGAACUUUUGAAGUACUUGAAUAUUUUUAAACGCAUUUUUUUUCUAACAACAUGUUAGUUGUUAUUCUACAAGCUAAUCUACACUUAUAUAGCUCAAACUUUGUGAAAUAAAUACAUGAAAAUAAUCUUUCUCAAAAUGUAUAAUGUCAUUCCAGAUUCUGUAAUGAAAGUAAGCCGACUUUCUACAAUGAUAACAGGCUAUAACAAGCAUAAAAUAGAUACAUUUGUUUUUUCUCAUGUAAUGGGGCUUAAAAGUGAAUUUUGUGUUCCAUAGUCAUUGGUUUGUGGUGUGGAAGACACUUAUAAGUGUUCACUAAAAUGUGGCAGCUGCAAACAUAACACUCGUUAAAAAAGUUAUGUAACUAGAAAAAGGUCACAGUGUUGGAAAAUGUAUUUGUAGGGUCACAUUUAUACUUUUAAAUUAUGAAUUGUUUGUGUGUUUUAAUAUUUUUUUUGAAAUAUAAAAUGGAUUUUUCAAACUUAUGAAACAUUGCCAACUGUUUCAGCAGUAGAAACUGAAACUUAGAUGUUUUUCUGUAGUUGUAGUUUGUUAUUUUUUAUAUAUUUGUUGAACCUUUCAUUUUGUGCCCACUGAACAAAGUAAAGUACUUACUUGAUCAUAUUAAAAUAAAGUAAGGAUUAUGUGGAUAUUUACGAUUUAACCAUUUUUGAACUUGCUGGUUACUAGUGUAUUUAGUAAAUAAUGUCGCAUCAAGAGUCCCUCUGAGUAGACAUUAUAAUGUAUGAGUGAUAUUUAUUUAAUACAUCAUGUAUGUUGGUUAAAAGAAAUCACUUCUGCAACUGAUUUUUCUCUGUACAGGCCGAAAACAAAGUUAUUUUAAUUGCUUAAAACUUCUGAACUAUAUAAAUCAGCUGUAUAUCAAUGAAUAUAUUACACAUGCAUAACAAUAACUAAAAAUCUAUUUUUUUUUUUGUUAGUUUUAUACACUGGUUGGUAUUGAAAUGUUUUCAACCAUAAGCACAAUAGUACCACACAAGAUACAAUCUUGUUAGCAGUAUGUUAUAAUACGUUUAGGAUAAGUAUACUGAGAUUGUGUUCAACUCCAAAUAUUUAUGAACAAAUAACUACAGAAAGCAUGAUGUAACUACUUUUGUAAGAGAAAGUUCAACUUCUAAGUGUUUUAUACAAAAUGGUACCGAAACAUAUUUUUAGGCAAUUCUAUAUUUAAAUUUUUUUGUAAAUAAUUUUGAAUCAUUAAUAAUUUACUUAAUAAAGAAUGCAUACUCAGGAUUUUAAAGGAUCAUUUUAGAGCUACUUCAUACGAUAUACAAGUUAAUUUGUACCUUUUUGAAACUAUUUUAAAUGUAAAUUAAAUAUCACAAUUACAGUAUUGUGAUGGUUUGAAUGUUCUAAAGGCUUUCAAAACAUCUUUGGAUACACUUUGUGGAUGCUUUUUCUGUUGAGACAUCAAGAUCAAAUUAGAUUUGUAUUAUAUUAACAGCUAUAUAUAUAUAUAUUAGCACCAUAAAUUUACAAAGACAGUUUGAACUUUAGCUCUUCAACAUAACUUACUAAAAGUACAAAGUUUAAAUUGCUGUAAGAAUUUAUUUUGGCCAACAAGUAUGUUGCAGUAUUUCUUUAUUAUUUAGUUCUCAAUUCAUUCUAGCCCAUAAAAUUGUUGUGGUUGAUGUGGGAUUAAAUUACUUUGACCAUGUGUUAGAGAUAUUGGCCAUUAUUAAGACUUGAGUAUUUUUGAUUACCAAUUUGAUUGUUAUGAAGUGUAUUUAGCUGUUUUUUUUUCUAUAAUUAUUAUUUCAAAAUUACAUAUUUUUUUGUUGCUUAAGUAUGAAGAGAUUUCUUCUAUGAAACAUGGUUUUCGGGUUUUUAAUCACCUUCAAAAGCACAGUUUAUAUCUGCUAUCCACAAAUUUGACAAUUUGAAGAAUCUAUUUUAAUUUUUUGAGUAAAUUUCUGUAUAAGGUUGAUUUUUUUAUGGUCAUGAAUUUCUAUAAUUGCUCUUAUAUCAAAUCUUUUAACAAGAAAUGAGUUUUCUUGCACAUAUUUACCUGUGCCAUGGUUUAAUUAAAAUCAGUAGAGUUGUUUAUAGCUCUUUGUGCCAAACACUCCUAGCAACAGGUACUCUAAAAACCUUUCUUUUUAAAAAUUUAAUUGUAAUCAUUUCGUAGGUCACAGAUACACAGAGUAAACAUUUUAGGAAAGUCUUGAUUUAAAGAACCUUUUGUAGUGUAACUUUCCAUCAUUUUAUCUUACAAGCUUACAAAUGUAAAUAUUACAACAAUACUGCAUCUCUAAAUGUAUCGUAUAUAUUAACAAUAAUUCCUUUUUCUCUGUAAUGAAAAUUUAACAUUAAACUAUCUAAGUAUUUUCAAAAAGAAAUAUCACAAAUUGUAUUGGCAUUUAAAAUGUUAAUUAACAUUUAAAACUUUUGAUAGGCUAAUAUUCACAGCUAUAGAACUUAUGAAAUGUACUCAUGUAACUUUUAUAGGCUAAUCAGUUUUCCAUAUAUGUUGUAAUUUAUUUUUACUUGCUCAUGUUACAUGAAGUUAGUUAAUUCAAAAUUAAACCACUGCUUUGAGUAUAUAGCUUUAUUAAUCAUCAUUUAUUUAGUGUAAUACUCUGAAUAGCUUUUCACAUAAUUUUAUCUGUUUGCAGUCUUGCAUCUAAUUAAAUUAGUUGUGAGUAAAAUAUGAAGCUUUGUAAAUAUAUUUAAAGGUAUGUGAAUUAUAUAUCACAUUCUGAACUACACAUCUAGAUUUCUGUCAGUAGUUCUUUGGAAAUCUCAAUGUAUUUUAAUUUAAACCCUGUACAUUUAAA